Molecule: messenger RNA, 438 nt
Organism: Bathycoccus prasinos
Lineage: Eukaryota; Viridiplantae; Chlorophyta; Mamiellophyceae; Mamiellales; Bathycoccaceae
Product: twin arginine translocase protein A
Exons: 1
Coding region: 1-438 (145 amino acids)
Biological process (GO): protein transport by the Tat complex
Cellular component (GO): membrane
Source: RefSeq, a predicted model, not a curated record
AUGUUGUCGAUGAUGGCAUCGUCCUCGUCUGUCUCUGCGUCGACUGCUGCGCGCAAUAUCGCUCGCGGUGGUGCCACAACGACACGUUCCGGGAGGGUUCCGAUUCGAUCCGUUCUCAACGACAGAAACUCACUUCUCGUAGCGAAGAAGAUAAACACCACCAACACCAUUAGCAGAAGAAAAAGAAACAACCGAGGCGAGUUAGUCGUGUCUAACGGCUUAUUCGGCCUCGGUUUACCCGAGCUCGUCGUCAUCGGCGGCGUGACCGCGCUGUUAUUCGGGCCGAGUAAACUCCCCGAGUUGGGGAAAUCGUUGGGGAAAACCGUGAAGAGUUUUCAAUCCGCCGCGAACGAAUUCAACGAAGAGUUGAAGAAAGAAGUGAAAGAAGGUGAAAAGGAGAACGAAGGAGCGAAGAAGGAAGAAGAAGAGGAGAAGUGA